Aspergillus tanneri is the source of this 1365-nucleotide messenger RNA. RefSeq lists its product as uncharacterized. Gene Ontology annotation, molecular function: transferase activity, transferring alkyl or aryl (other than methyl) groups. Gene Ontology annotation, biological process: alkaloid metabolic process. The coding region runs from base 1 to 1365 and encodes 454 amino acids. The transcript has 4 exons. Lineage: Eukaryota; Fungi; Ascomycota; Eurotiomycetes; Eurotiales; Aspergillaceae. The record is from RefSeq and is a predicted model, not a curated record.
AUGGACGAUCACGACAAACUGAUUUAUCUGCUCAACAAUCCGGAUUCUUCGAGUGCACCCGAAAAUCCGCAAUGGAGUGAGCUGCUGGCCCCGUAUCUAGAGAAUUCUCUGAUACAUGCAAGCUCUUAUACUGCUCACGAGAUCGCGAAGCACGUCAGAUUUUUCGUCAACAUCAUCGCCCCUCAUAUCGGUCCUGGUCCCUUAGUGUCCGGCUCUGGAGAGUCUCCAUAUUAUCAACCACAGUAUCCUUCUUCCAUGACCAAUGACCUGACUCCAUUCCAAUUAAGCCUUUGUUGGAAAGAGCGUAAACAAGAAGGCAAACCUAUUGUACGGUUCAUCAAUGAUAUGAUUCCGCCGGACGGUGAAAGGACCCGAGCAGCAUCGCUCCAAGAGUCACUGCGCCUUAUCGGCGCCCUAGAGAAGGUUACUCAGGACCUGUCGUUCGGCCUGACACUUCAUGUAUUGCCAGACAUUUGGAAGGCAGUUUCACGAUGCUUACAAGAUUCAGAGCCCAGUAUCCAUCCGCAGGGUGACUGCCCGCUAUGCGGCCCAUCCUCUGGAUUCAUCGGCUUUGGCCUGAAGCGAUCGGUGGUCAGCAGCAAAUUCUACUGGUUGCUUCCAUCCUGUCUCGAUAUCCCUGAAGUCUUGAACUUGAUGGACAGCGUCUUCGCAGCAUGUGCCCCUGUCCACGAAUUCUUUGCAUCCCCCGUGUUUCAGAGAUCAUGGAGUCAAAUCCGCCAACAUGUUUUCACUAACCCCGAGACUCUGAGGCCGCGCAUGUUGUCAAUCGAUGCUACAGCCUUCCCAGCCCCUCGGAUCAAAUUUUACACGCGCUGUCUGUUUCAUGGAGACAGGGGCUUUGACUCCUGGAAGCAGCACCUCCGAUUCAACGAGUCGAUAACAUGUCCUGAUGGUUUCCUCUCGACAUGUCGCGAUCUCUGGACGUCUUUAGUGACGGCUCCCGAUGAAUGGGCAAGCACACGACCCGGUGUAGGACCCAAAUACUGCCUGAUCCUCUACGAACUGACCGCGUCAUCUUCCACACCCACUGUGAAUGGAACGAGCGAGUUACGCCAGAAAAUCUCCAGCAAGCUCUAUGUGAUGUGCCAGGAGAUACCACAUCCCGAUUCUUUCAUUGCCACGCACUUACUCCGGCAUUGCAACCUAGCUGCCGAAUCAACCAUUUUACGUGCUUUUGCCGCCGGAACUAAACCGACCAAUUUUAUCUCCGAGAUUGGUCUUGCGCCACGAACGGAGGGCGCCGAAGCCUCCAUCUAUCUGAGUCCGAGCUUUUUCGCGCGCAGGAAGUGGGCUACAGCUGAAGACGGAUACUUUUGCAAGCCUCGUAUCACUCUUCCAAACUGA